Messenger RNA from Neocloeon triangulifer, 5086 nucleotides. Its product is annotated as titin-like. The transcript has 4 exons. Gene Ontology annotation, cellular component: extrinsic component of mitochondrial inner membrane. The record is from RefSeq and is a predicted model, not a curated record. The coding region runs from base 215 to 4144 and encodes 1309 amino acids. NCBI's taxonomy places the organism in Eukaryota, Metazoa, Arthropoda, Insecta, Ephemeroptera, Baetidae.
CUCUCUCGCAUCUCCUUCUUAACAAUCUAACCGCCCAGCAAGAAGGAAGCACCGCACCAGAGCUGUGAUAGAUUCUUCACAGAGACAACGCGAUUUGCUCAUAACUGUCUGUGAGCGAAUGGAAAUUUAAUUUCAGCAGCGCCUGAUCAACUGAUUAAGGUCCUGCCUGCAUUUCUUCCACUACUGCCCGAACUGCGUCACAUUGGGUAAUAAAAUGGGAAAGAAAAAGGGGAAGGGACAAGGAGGGCAGCCUGCCCCGGGCGCGCCUGCACCUGAACAAGCUCAACCUGAGGCACCGAAGCCUGCACAGCCUGUUCCUGCGCCUCCUGCCACUCCAGUAGCCACGCCGAUUCCGGUCACUCCGGUCGCUUCGCCGCCAGUCACGCCAAUUGCUCAACCUCCAGUCACACCUUCGCCGAUUUCACCACCCCCGGCUACCCCUUCGCCGGUCUCGCCGCCUCCGAGCACCCCUUCGCUUGCAACUCCCCCAAAGACUCCUGCUCUGCCAUUGUCGCCGGAACCUGCCGUCUUGAAGCCUGAGCAGCCCAAGCAAAAGCCACAACUUCCUCCGAAGCCAGUCAUUCCUGUUGAAAAGAAUGUAGUUGCACCUGCGCCACCCAAAGUUGAGGAAAAGCCAGAACCUCCAAAGCCCGAACCGAAAAAGGUCGAGGUCAAACCUGAGCCCAAAAAGGCUGCCGCGCCAAAGAAACCUUCUCCGCCAAAGGAGGAGUCGAGAACUCCCACACCUGAAGGAGACUUCUGUCCUUUGUUUGGUGACUUCAUUGAUCCCACUCCUCCUUUGAAAAUAGCAGCAAAACCUGUUGAAAAAGCACCCGAACCAAAAGUGCCCGAGGUAAAGGCACCUGAACCAAAAAAGCCCGAAGUCAAGGCACCUGAACCAAAAAAGCCCGAAGUCAAGGCACCUGAACCUAUAAAGCUUGAAAAACCACCAACUCCUCCAAAGCCAAGUACGCCUCCUGCACCUGCGCCGGUUACUUUUGAAGCCAUCGUCAGUCAACCUCCUCCUAAAGAGCAACCAAAACCUGAAUCGCCAAAAGAGAAAAAUGCUCCUAAGCAGCAGGAGAAACCGCAACAAAAGGAGAGAAAGAUCUCCGAGUCUAAACAAGAGUCGCCAAAAGCUCAAAAAGAGCGAAAGGUCUCAGAGUCAAAACAGGAGUCUCCGAAGGCUCAGAAAGAGAGAAAGGUCUCAGAGACCAAGCAGGAGUCUCCUAAGGCGCAAAAGGAGCGCAAACCUUCAGAAUCUAAUCAAGAGCAGCCUAAGUCUCCGAAAGAAGCCAAAGCUCCAGAGGUGAGUCAACAACAGCAAAAAGAGCGAAAGGUGUCCGAGUCAAAACCAGAAAAGUUACCAGAGCCUAAAAAGGAAGAAAAACCUCAGCCACCUAAGCAGGAGGUUAAGCCUGCGGAAAAGCCAGCAGAAGCUAAGCCCGAUUCACCAAAAGCAGAAAAGCAACAGAAGGAGCGAAAGGUUUCAGAAACACAGCAGGAGGUCAAAAAGGACGCACCCCAACAGAAGAAUGAGCCCAAGGGCAACAAAAAGGAGAGGAAAGAUUCUGAAUCCAAGGGGGAGAACAAGCAGCAACAAAAGGAACGUAAAAUUUCUGAAUCCAAGCCAGAGAAAAAGGCUGAACCUGCUAAGGAGACAAAAUUAAAUGAGCCAGCUAAGGUGGAGGAAUCCAAACCUGAGCCAAAGAAGGAGGAGAAAAAGCCGGAGCCGAAGGAAGUAAAGAAAGAGGAAAAGAAGGCAGAGCCUAAGAAGGAAGAAAAGCAGCAGGAAAAGAAACCAGUGGAAGAACAGAAACCUGAGCCCAAGAAAGAGGAAAAGAAACCGGAGCCCAAAAAGGAAGAAAAGAAACAGGCACCUAAGGAGGAAAAGAAGCCAGAGCCAAAGAAGGAGGAACAAAAACCUGAGCCCAAGAAGGAGGAACAGAAGAAGCCAGAGCCUCCCAAGGAAGAGAAAAAGGCUGAAACUCCUAAGCAGCAGCAACAACAACAGAAAAAGAACGAGUCUAAAAAGGAACAAAAGAAGUCGGUAAGCGAAGCAGAAGCUCCAAAGAAGGCCGAGGAACCAAAACAAAAGAAAGAGCAGAAGAAGUCAGUAAGCGAACCUGAUUCUCCAAAGAAGCCAGAAGAGCCAAAGCCAGCCGCCAAGACCGCUCAAGAACAGCAGAAAAAGCCCGAGCAGCAGCAACAACAACAACAACAACAAAAGAAAAACAAAAAAGAACAGAAGAAAUCAAUCAGCGAACCUGGUGACGAGAAACAGGAAAAGGCAAAGACUGAGGAGACACCAAAGGCUAAACAAGAUGCCAAAAAGAAUGCGCCAAAACCUGCGGAAAAGGCAGCCAAACCUGCGGCUGAAACUAAGAAGGACGAUGAGGAAGUCUCUGAAGAAUCAGGACCUGAGGAAGGUACCCCCGCGACCACUUCAUCCAGCGCGGCCAAGAAGAAGAGGAGGAGGAGGAAGAAGAAGGCGAAUGCUGCCGCUGCGGCCGCACUGGUUGCCGCCGCCGCCGGCCAAACUGCUGCCCCUCAGCAGCCACAACCCCAGCAGCCCAAGCAACAACCUCAACAACAGCCGCAGCAGAAGCCCAAGGAACCUCAGCCGCAACAAAAACAGCAGGCCCCGAAGCAGGAGGCCCCAAAGGCUGAGGAAAAACCCGCCCCUCAACCACCCAAGGCCGAGAAACCAGCUGCCCCUGCAGCCGCCCCUGCCCCUGAAGGUGGCGAACCUGGCGGCAAGAAAAAGAACAAGAAGAAUAACAAGAACAAGGGCGAGGCGCCGGAAAAAAACGAUAAUUUGGGCCAAAAAAAAACUCCGUUUGAUUUCCGACAGCAGCCAACAUUGACCCUGGAGCAAUCCGCACUAGUAGCGCACCACCUGAGCAACUGUUGUUGUGUUUGCAAGAAGACCAGCGACGACGGCACCCUUCUGACGUGCACCUGCUGCCUCCUGGCGUGCUACUGCAGCAAGGAGCACCAACUCGAGCACUGGCCGUACCACAAGGAGUUUUGCACCUUCAUCAAACAACGCGUCGAGCAGACCAAUCGGACAUUCCUUUUCUCACCCUUGGAAGAGUUACCUUCUGCAGAGGACAGAAACGUCUUCCGGCUGCAAGAGCUGCAGCUGUGCCAGCAAACCCUGCAAAGGGGCCUCUCUCCGCUCGAGUCGGCCCUGAUCUUGCAGCCCAGGGUUUGCGCCACCUGCUGCAAACAGGCCUUUGAAACCUCCUGCACGACCUGCCACCAGGUCAACUUCUGCAAACCUGAGCACUUGCCAGCAGGCCACAAGACGUGGUGCGAAACCCUGCACUGCCGACUCCUCUUCAUCCAAUCGCAGGCUGCCUUCAGCGACCUGGCCAAGUCCAACCUUCCAAAACCUCCAAAGGUCCUCUACCCUGAGACGAGCACCGACAUGAGGCAAUACCUUCAAGAACUCGACUUCCCCUGCCCACCCGAAAUGGCUCGAGAACUGUACGACGCUCACCUCUCCGAAAUGGCCACCUACCCUUUGACCCUUCUGCACGCCCUGCAGCUCCUUUAUUCUCAGGGCGCCACCAACCCGAAGGACUUUGAGCACCUGGUGGUGCACGUGGUCGGCGCCGAGGACGCCUUCGAGUGCAGCCAAAUGCGGAAGUGGAAGUACUUCUUCAUCAACCUGCUGCCCAAGCUCAAGACCUUGCACCUGGUCUUCAUCGGCUGCGAGCUCGGCGUGCAGGACGAAAAGGUCCACGUCGAUGGGCGGCUGGUGUUCGAGUUCCACGCGCGCACCACGUACGCCGAGUACUGCCGCAAAUGCUACAUCAAGCCGAGCGUCGUGUGCGCCUUCAACUGCGGCCUGUACCGCAACACCGGCUUCAACGGCGCCGACAGUUGGGGGCCCUCGAUCGCGCCCAUGCUGGGCAAGUCGCCCGGGGUGCCCCUGCUGCUGACCGCCUACACCAGCCGAGAGGCCAACCUCGACGUCCAAAGGGUGUGGGAACUGCUCGGCACCAGUCUGCACGUCAUCCAGCAGCCCGUCAGAAACCCGUUCGCCAGUAUUUUCCCCAACCACAACCUGGUCAGCGAAUCCGAAUGUCCUGUUGCUUUUCGCAACUUCUUCGUUUCCAUCGUCAAACAGAGCUAGCGACUGAAUUUAUUCUUAACCACUGCCAUCUCGCCUAAAACAGAAAAUCCUUUAAAAUAGGGCAAAAAAAAACAAAACAAUUUUUUUUACAUUAUAACCAAAGAACUAAAAGAGAUCAAACUAUAUUUAGUAAUUAUUGUUUCUGAUGGUCAAAUAAUUAUUUUGUGUCUCAAUCUGUCUUGCUUGGCCAAAAUAAAUUCUAUGAACUUUAAUCUUCGGCCUCCGUUUUAGUCUCAUAAACAAUCAGGGUUCAAUUUUGGAGAAAAACAUCUUUCGAUUGUACAACCACAAUGAAUUUUGCCUCUAUUUUUAAAGGAUAUUUUAUGUUUUUAUUAAAAAAAAUAUUUCCAAAAAUUUAAGCUAGCUUUUUGAUAUUGUUAUCUUUUUCGGUCAAGAAUGAUUUUCCUGUUUUGUUUCCAUUUGUUUGCUCAACGUCCAUAAUAUUUUUGGCAUUCCCAGUGGAAUCGAGGUCCAAGCUGAUGACUUAUAUACUUUUAAGGCUCAAAAGCCCUCACUUUGAUUAUUAUCUUCAAACGAAAUGUACAAUUAUUUCCAUUCAAGUAGUGCCACUCGAUCAUUGUUUGCUAGUCGAAGAGUAAAAAAACAACAGGACAUUCCAGGUUCACUUUCCUGCAAUAAAUCUGCGAUCCUCCAGAAAAUAUUCCCAAGAAAAAAAGAAAGUGCGAUUGAUUGUGUCUAAGAAAAUGUUGCUGAAAUCGAAUUCGUAGAAAAUACCUAAAAAUGUAACCAAAUCUCAAUGAAGAAGAAAAAAAAGAGCGUUUUUGAAGUUUUAACCGGUUUUCUGUUUGCGACUAAUAAUUAAAUCCAACACAUAAAAACGACGUGUUCCCUUCAGCUAGUUUCAAUAAAAUUAAUAAAUGUUUGAAAAAUUCUGAGAGUUUUAUUUAAAUAAAGAAAAAAACUCAUAAUUUAGAGCGGAAA